This is a messenger RNA of Haliotis rufescens (red abalone), 3826 nucleotides long. RefSeq lists its product as uncharacterized. Lineage: Eukaryota; Metazoa; Mollusca; Gastropoda; Lepetellida; Haliotidae. The transcript has 18 exons. The coding region runs from base 121 to 3612 and encodes 1163 amino acids. Gene Ontology annotation, molecular function: serine-type endopeptidase inhibitor activity. The record is from RefSeq and is a predicted model, not a curated record.
AGCCUGUAGUUUAUCGCGCCUGUGGCACGACAUGCAGCACAACACAACUGAUUGUUACACAACACAUCUGGCUGUCCUAGUGUUCCCGUACAGUCGCGUUCACGUACGCCAACGCCAAUCAUGAACCAAGUCUGGGCGUCCACAGUCGCCGUAUUGGUCGUAUUCAGUUGUGUGUCGCGAAUCGACAGUUAUGAUAUAGUGUGUUUGUUGCCGCCGGUGAGCGGUACCUGCCACGGUGCCGAGAGCCGGUUCUACUUCGACACAUUCCAGAGCCAGUGCCUCAUCUUCCCCUACAGCGGAUGCGGAGGUAACUCUAACAACUUCGAGACGGAAGACGAGUGCAUGAAGGUGUGUCGGUUCCCCGUCUUUACCCCGACACCGCCGCAAAAUGGAGAUGGACACCACCACGGCCACGUGGUUGGGAAAUGGAAACAGCCUGGACACAGGCAGCAGACCGUGAAGACAGAUUGGACACAGGCACCAGAAGACACAGACUGUACUCAGGCACCAGAAGACACAGACUGUACUCAGGCACCAGAAGACACAGACUGUACUCAGGCACCAGGAGACACAGACUGUACUCAGGCACCAGAAGACACAGACUGUACUCAGGCACCAGGAGACACAGACUGUACUCAGGCACCUGGAGACACAGACUGUACUCAGGCACCAGAAGACACAGACUGUACUCAGGCAGCUGGAGACACAGACUGUACUCAGGCACCAGAAGACACAGACUGUACUCAGGCACCAGAAGACACAGACUGUACUCAGGCACCAGAAGACACAGACUGUACUCAGGCACCUGGAGACACAGACUGUACUCAGGCACCAGAAGACACAGACUGUACUCAGGCACCAGAAGACACAGACUGUACACAGGCAACAGAAGACACAGACUGUACUCAGGCACCUGGAGACACAGACUGUACUCAGGCACCAGAAGACACAGACUGUACUCAGGCACCAGAAGACACAGACUGUACUCAGGCACCAGGAGACACAGACUGUACUCAGGCACCAGGAGACACAAACUGUACUCAGGCAACAGGAGACACAGACUGUACACAGGCAACAGAAGACACAGACUAUAAACAGGCACCACAAGACACAGACUGUACUCAGACACCACAAGACACAGACUGUACUCAGGCACCAGGAGACACAGACUGUACUCAGGCACCAGCAGACACAGACUGUACUCAGGCACCAGGAGACACAGACUGUACUCAGGCACCAGGAGACACAGACUGUACUCAGGCACCAGCAGACACAGACUGUACUCAGGCACCAGCAGACACAGACUGUACUCAGGCACCAGAAGACACAGACUGUACUCAGGCACCAGAAGACACAGACUGUACACAGGCACCAGAAGACACAGACUGUACUCAGGCACCAGAAGACACAUACUGUACUCAGGCACCAGGAGACACAGACUGUACACAGGCAGCAGAAGACACAGACUGUACUCAGGCACCAGAAGACACAGACUGUACUCAGGCACCAGAAGACACAUACUGUACUCAGGCACCAGAAGACACAGACUGUACUCAGGCACCAGAAGACACAGACUGUACUCAGGCACCAGAAGACAGACUGGGCACAGGCGGCAGACCGCGAAGACAGACUAUGCUCAGGCAGCAGAAAACAGAGACUGUACUCAGGCACCAGAAGACACAGACUGUACACAGGCAGCAGAAGACACAGAUGGUACUCAGGCACCAGAAGACACAGACUGUACUCAGACACCAGAAGACACAAACUGUACUCAGGGUCCAGAAGACACAGACUGUACUCAGGCACCAGAAGACACAGACUGUACACAGGCAGCAGAAGACACAGACUGUACUCAGGCACCAGAAGACACAUACUGUACUCAGGCACCAGGAGACACAGACUGUACACAGGCAGCAGAAGACACAGACUGUACUCGGGCACCAGAAGACACAGACUGUACUCAGGCACCACAAGACACAGACUGUACUCAGGCACCAGAAGACACAGACUGUACACAGGCACCAGAAGACACAGACUGUACUCAGGCACCAGCAGACACAGACUGUACUCAGGCACCAGAAGACAGACUUGGCACAGGCGGCAGAAGACAAAGACUCUUGGACCGUUGACAUGAAGGCACUUACAGUAUUUAUUCUUUCUUUUACCACAGUUUGGGGGUUUGGUGCAAUUCCAGUGCCGGAACCAGGUGUACACGUCACACAUGGAAUAGGACCAGUUUGGGGGUUUGGUGCAAUUCCAGUGCCGGAACCAGGUGCCGUGUCAGGUAUACACAUCACACAUGGAAUAGGACCAGGUGCCAUUCCAGAGCCAGGCCAUAGGAUUGGAGCAGGGGUACUCCCAGAGCCGGGAUUUGGAGUAGGGGCGCUCCCUGAGCCAGGGCAUGGGAUAGGGGCAGGUGCCAUUCCCGAGCCAGGCCAUAGGAUUGGAGCAGGGGUACUCCCAGAGCCGGGAUUUGGAGUAGGGGCGCUCCCUGAGCCAGGGCAUGGGAUAGGGGCAGGUGCCAUUCCCGAGCCAGGCCAUGCGAUUGGAGCAGGAAUAGGAAUUCCAGAACCCGUCCCAGAAAAAGGCAUCGGUGGCAUCGGCAAUAUUCACAGUAAUGGUGGCAUCAACCGUAUCGGCGGUAUCGGCGGCAGGCUUGGCCGAGGGAGGGGUUUCGGAGGCAACAUCAUGGGCCUCAUCAGCCGUUUAGGGCAGUUUAACCCCCGCGCCCUCAGGCGUUUGUUGAUGGGUGGCGGUUUGGGCGGAUUAGGCGGUAUAUCGAACAGAAGAAGGCGUGUCAGGAACUGUAGACAAUGCCCCCGUCGGACCGUGUGCGAGUAUGUGGACCAAUGGACGGCCUACUGUGUGCCACGUGGCGGUAUAAAUGGCGGUCUCAAUGGCGGACUUCAAGGUGGACUCGGUGGUGCUAUCAUUGAUGGUCUCACAGGUGGAUUGGGUGGUGGGCUGAAUAGUAGAUUGGAUGGACAUGUCCAUGGACUGGGUGCACAUGUCGAUGGGUUGGGUGGACAAAUCAAUGGACUGGGUGGGCACGUUCAUGGACCGGGUGGGCACGUUCAUGGACCGGGUGGACAUGGACUUAAUGGACAAAUUAAUGGACUGGGUGGGCACGUUCAUGGGCCGGGUGGACAUGAACACGGACUUAAUGGACAAAUUAAUGGACCGGUUGGGCACGUUCAUGGACCGGGUGGACAUGAACACGGACUUAAUGGACUAGGUGGGCGCGUUCAUGGACCGGGUGGACACGUUCAUGGACUGGGUGUAGUUGGUGGACACCCCCAUGAACUGGGCGGAGGUCAUUUGGGUGGACUGAAUGGACACGCUGCUGGGCGUGGUGGGCACCCCCAUGAACUUGGUGGAGGUCGGAGCUCGUUUGGAAGAAGCAGCAAUCUGGCCGUUGAAAGUAAAAUUUGCCAUCUGAACCCGGACCCCGGCAACUGCAACAGCAACAUGUACACCCGCUACUACUACGAUGAGCAGCUGGGAGGCUGUCAGCGUUUCUCCUAUAGCGGUUGCGGCGGUAACAGCAACCGUUUCACCACCCUCAACCAGUGCAGACGGACCUGCGGGAGCGGAGCCGGGGGACGUGGCUAACUACGGCGGAAGUAGACGCUGUCAUUGUAGGGGGGUCAAGGGAGAUAACCCUCAUCCGAACGGGUGGGUCGUCUCAACGAUGAUAUGCUCUCCGUCAAUGCUUUAGUGAAGGCCAUAUUGUAUCUAAGCCACUUUGAGACAAUGUUCUAUGUUUUGUAUACCUUUUUUAACAGGCUGAAAUAUGAAUAUUUUCGAAAUAAAAUGAUAGAACCAA